UUAAUAUUUUUUAAUUAUAGGUCAGUAAAUAAUCCGGAAAAAAUGCAAAAUUUGACAUUAACCAGGGAUACCGGCCGCUUGUCCCUUGCACAGAGAAUUUUCUACGAACGCAAUGGUUUUCUGGUCCUUCCUCGAGUGAUUCCUCAUGGCAUACUCGAUAGAUGCAGCGAAAGAUUCGAGGGAUACGCGAGCGGACGCGUAGAAAAGGGCAUCACCACCAUAAUGAGAGACAUCACGGACCGCAAGUUGGUCAACAAAAUUCAGGACAUACUGCACGACGACGUUUUCCGCGAGUACUUCGAGAACAAGGAGCUGCUCGACAUAAUCGAGACCUUCGUUGGGCCGAACAUCAUCGCGGUUCACAGUAUGCUGAUCAACAAGCCACCCGACGCCGGGAGCGGCAGCUCCAGACACCCCCCGCAUCAGGAUCUCUACUACUUUCCCUUUCGUCCAGCCGACAAAAUAGUAGCCUCCUGGACAGCGAUUGAAAAAUGUAACAGGGAGAACGGCUGCCUCCAUGUCUAUCCCGGAUCGCACCGUUCCUACGACUUGCAGCCUCAUGGGUACCCCAAAGACGUUGUCAACAAAAUGUACCACGGCAUUCAAAAUUUGCCAGAGUCGAUAAAUUGGAUUGACGUGGAAAUGGAGCCUGGAGACACAGUCUUCUUCCAUCCAUUGUUAAUUCAUGGCUCUUGGAAAAAUGUGUCAACUCGAACCCGUAAAGCCAUCUCUUGUCACUACGCGGCUAGCGAUUGCACAUACAUAGACACGAAGGGAACUGUGCAACAAGAAAUUCAAGAUGAAGUUCUGGCGGUGGCAAAACGACGUUUCCCGAUAUCAGAAGACACUACUGCUACUGACAUUUGGAAGCUGAAAUCUUCUUUAGUUCGCGGCGUUCGGUCUUCCCUGUAGGAAUGUUUCUUUUUCUUUUACAAAACAACUUGGUUUAAUUUUUUAAAAGGCAUCAAAUGAGGACAAAAACAAUUUGUGGAG
Messenger RNA from Copidosoma floridanum, 993 nucleotides. RefSeq names its product phytanoyl-CoA dioxygenase, peroxisomal-like. Gene Ontology annotation, molecular function: phytanoyl-CoA dioxygenase activity. The record is from RefSeq and is a predicted model, not a curated record. Gene Ontology annotation, biological process: fatty acid alpha-oxidation. Lineage: Eukaryota; Metazoa; Arthropoda; Insecta; Hymenoptera; Encyrtidae.